Molecule: messenger RNA, 1590 nt
Organism: Microdochium trichocladiopsis
Lineage: Eukaryota; Fungi; Ascomycota; Sordariomycetes; Xylariales; Microdochiaceae
Product: tryptophan synthase beta subunit-like PLP-dependent enzyme
Exons: 1
Coding region: 46-1446 (466 amino acids)
Cellular component (GO): cytoplasm
Molecular function (GO): cysteine synthase activity
Source: RefSeq, a predicted model, not a curated record
GAGUCGUCAAGCCAUUGCUAAACUGGUGACCUCGCCGCGCGCAGCAUGUCGCUCAGCGACCAUCCUCGGGCCUACGGCACCGCCGCUGUGGCUGCUGCCUUUGCUGCCGGCAUAGUCCUAACGCUCGGCUUCAAGGAUCUCUACCCGGACCUCGAACGCCGCUAUCAGGCCCGCCGCCGCAAGCCGCCUCGCGGUGCCUCGUCCUGGUCAGACCUCCGCCGCCGGUCCAGCUUAUUCUGGGGUCCUGUACAGCUCGAGGAUCACGAGUCCGACCCAGAUAAUGACUUCACACCUGCACCGUCGGCUCAGCUCGGCAUGGUGCCCGGAAGUGUUAGCGGGAUUGAGGGAGCCAUCGGCAAUACGCCCCUAAUCGAGAUACGUAGCCUCUCUCUGGCCACGGGCCGUGUCAUUCUUGCCAAAGCGGAGCUGCUCAAUGCGGCGGGGAAUAGUCCGAAAGAUCGAGUUGCUCUCAACAUGAUUCGAGAAGCUGAGGCUGCCGGGCUCCUGCUGCCACACCGAGGUGAUACCAUAUAUGAGGGUACAGUCGGGAGCACCGGCAUCUCCCUUGCAGCGCUCGCUCGUGCCAAGGGCUACCGUGCUCACAUAUGCAUGCCGGACGACCAGAGCAUGGAAAAGUCGGACCUGCUCCACCACCUUGGUGCCAUCGUUGAGCGCGUGCCGGUGGCUCCCAUUACCAGUCCAGAUCAUUUCGUCAACCUUGCUCGCAGACGCGCUGCGGAGCACACGGCGUCCCAGGCAGACAGCAGUGUUGGUUUCUUUGCUGACCAGUUCGAAUCGCCCGCUAAUUUCGCCGCCCACUUCAAAACAACCGGACCAGAGAUUCUUGCUCAGACCUCAGGUCGAAUCGAUGCCUUCGUUGCCGGCGCAGGCACAGGAGGCACCAUCUCUGGUGUGGCGAAAUAUUUAAAAGAGUCAGCCAAGCUGACGAAUUUGAAAGUCGUGCUCGCAGAUCCGCAAGGGAGCGGUCUCUACAACAAAAUCCGGUAUGGUGUAAUGUACAGCAAUACAGAAAAGGAAGGAACUCGUCGCCGAAGCCAAGUAGACAGUAUCGUCGAGGGUGUUGGGAUCAACCGCGUGACGCACAACUUCGAGUCAGGCCGGGAUCUCAUUGACGACGCUGUGAAGGUCACAGAUGAGCAAGCCUGCGCCAUGGCACGCUGGCUGGUCGAGAACGAUGGCAUUUUUGUGGGUAGCAGCUCGUCAGUGAACUGCGUCGCCGCAGUGUCCACUGCACUUUCAUUGCCAGAGGGUAGCAGGGUUGUGACUGUGCUGUGCGAUUCGGGAACUCGUCACCUGAGCAAAUUUUGGAAGAAGGUUGCCGAAAUGGGGCUUGAAGAUCAGGAUCAGGUCGACGGGCAAGACAUCGGCGUCCAGAUUCUUGGAAAGGAGGACUUGAUCAGCCUGCUCGGCCUCAAAUCGUCAUGAGACCCGACUUUGCUCCUGAAUUUACUGUGGCCCAGACUCAGUUGGCUACCCCGAGCUGAUAUCGUCUCGAAUCGCAAAACACCAAUCCCUGAGCACGUGGCAAAAUGCACGGCGUCGUGCACAGCAGGAAGAAUAGACUAUGAU